Molecule: messenger RNA, 413 nt
Organism: Physeter macrocephalus (sperm whale)
Lineage: Eukaryota; Metazoa; Chordata; Mammalia; Artiodactyla; Physeteridae
Gene: H2AB1
Product: H2A.B variant histone 1
Exons: 1
Coding region: 84-413 (109 amino acids)
Biological process (GO): heterochromatin formation
Cellular component (GO): nucleosome; chromatin
Molecular function (GO): DNA binding; protein heterodimerization activity; structural constituent of chromatin
Source: RefSeq, a predicted model, not a curated record
GGACCAGCAGGCACAACCGACCGCCCCUCAUCCCAGCGCACCGCAGAGCGAGGCCGUCGCAGAAAGCGCGCCCAACGGCCAGCAUGCCGGGGAGGAGGGGCCGUCGAGGGUCACCCGGUCGCCGCUCCCGCACCGCCCGAGCCGAGCUGUCCUUCUCGGUGAGCCACAUGGAGCGGCUCCUGCGGGAGGGCCACUACGCCCAGCGCCUGAGCUCGUCCGCACCCGUCUACCUAGUGGCCAUCAUCCAGUACCUGACGGCCAGGGUCCUGGAGCUGGCGGGCCAUGAGGCCCAGAACAGCGGCAGGAGGCGCCUCACUCCGGAGCUGGAGGACGUGGCGGCCCGCAGCAACGCGCUGCUCAGCGACUUCUUCAGGACUAGCACCAUCUCCCAGGUGGCCCCGGCCCAGCACUAG